GCAUGAUGCGUAGACGUACCACCACGCGCAGCUUGGAAAGAUAAUCUAAAGAAAUAGAGUGAGGUAGACAAGGAUUGGCCACGCUUUCAAGAGCUACAGAAUUCAAAAAAGAAAAAGAAAUGGCUUCGGUAUCUUCUUCUUUGCUUGCAACUAAAUCUCUAACCAUUCAGCCUCAAAACCAGCAACUGUUACUUUUCAAGAAUUCUGCUCAAAUUAGAAUAAUUCCCAAGAAGCCAUCAUCCUUAACUGUUCGAGCUGCAAAGCUCCCUCCUGGGGUGGAAUUGCCAAAAGUGCAACCAAAAUUUGUAGCCCCUUUUCUUGGAUUUACUAGGACUGCAGAAAUAUGGAAUUCUAGAGCUUGUAUGAUUGGCCUCAUCGGAACUUUUAUUGUCGAGCUGAUAUUGAAUAAAGGCAUACUUCAAGUGAUUGGAGUGGAUGUUGGGAAAGGUCUUGAUCUUCCUCUCUGAUGAUACAAUCUGCAUAUAACUUGAGCUUAUGAUACUUUUACAACUGCUUUGUUAUGUUCGUUUAUGUGUGCCAACUGCCAACAGAACUCUCUUCAAAUUCAUUGUAAAUUUAUGAAAUUACUCUUCUUUAUUCUGCUA
This is a messenger RNA of Ricinus communis (castor bean), 605 nucleotides long. Its product is annotated as light-harvesting complex-like protein OHP1, chloroplastic. The record is from RefSeq and is a predicted model, not a curated record. The transcript has 3 exons. NCBI's taxonomy places the organism in Eukaryota, Viridiplantae, Streptophyta, Magnoliopsida, Malpighiales, Euphorbiaceae. The coding region runs from base 120 to 467 and encodes 115 amino acids.